This is a messenger RNA of Fomitopsis serialis, 510 nucleotides long. RefSeq names its product Hsp70 protein-domain-containing protein. Gene Ontology annotation, cellular component: endoplasmic reticulum lumen; membrane; nucleus. The transcript has 3 exons. Gene Ontology annotation, molecular function: ATP-dependent protein folding chaperone; ATP hydrolysis activity; ATP binding. The coding region runs from base 1 to 510 and encodes 169 amino acids. The record is from RefSeq and is a predicted model, not a curated record. NCBI's taxonomy places the organism in Eukaryota, Fungi, Basidiomycota, Agaricomycetes, Polyporales, Fomitopsidaceae. Gene Ontology annotation, biological process: cellular response to unfolded protein; endoplasmic reticulum unfolded protein response; protein refolding.
AUGACUACUCGCGACUUCAAUGAAGCUCAGUGCCAAGCCACGAAGGAUGCGGGCACCAUCGUCGGUCUCCAGGUCGUCCGUAUCAUCAACGAGCCCACGGCCGCUGCCAUCGCGUAUGGUCUCGACAAGAAGGGCGGCGAAUCUCAAAUUAUCGUCUACGAUCUCGGUGGUGGUACCUUCGAUGUUUCGCUGCUCUCAAUCGACGACGGCGUCUUCGAGGUCUUGGCCACUGCUGGUGACACCCACCUCGGUGGUGAGGACUUUGACAACCGCGUGAUGGACUAUCUCAUCAAGCAGUACAAGAAGAAGACGGGGACCGAGUCGACCCGCGUCGAGAUCGAAAGCUUCGAGAAUGGCAAUGACUUCUCGGAGACGCUUACUCGCGCCAAGUUCGAGGAGCUCAACAUGGAUCUGUUCAGGAAGACGAUGAAGCCGGUUGAGCAGGUGCUCAAGGACGCGCACCUGAAGAAGGAGGAUGUCGAUGAGGUGGGUAUUCGAGAGCCCAUCUAG